CGUCGUGGCUACCCGAGCUUUCUAAACCUGGACCACAGCGACCUGCUUUCUAUUCUUCAGACGCGCUGAGACCUGCUUUCUAUUCUUCAGACACGCUGAGCUGGUUUCCACUUUAGGACUUCUCACUAGUGCCUCUGCCUGAAACACCGAACGAACGGCACAACUCAAAUGCAGCCAAUUCAGGAAGUCUUCCCUGACCAUCCCAGUGCAAGCAGCACGCCCUUCUCCAGGGCUUCUGUUUCGUUACCCCGCUUUGUUUUCUUGUCAUUUAUCCUCUGUCUCAGUCCAUCCAUGGGCCAGAGCCCUCGGUCACUACAGAGCCUGAACAGUGAUGACGUUUGCCGAGGACAAGACUUUCCAGUAUAUCCGCUAUCAUUACCGAAAUUUUGACCGUAUUCAUGUUCUGGAGAUUCUGCCUCACCUGUCUUGCCUCACACCAAGUGACCAGGACCUACUGCGGGCCUGCUACGACCGCAGAGGGAACCAGAACACCAUCUGGGAACUCUUCAACAGCCUUCAGCGCCGGACUGGCUGGGUGGAAUACCUCAUCCGGGGACUGAAGGCUUGUGAGCUGGUUGGUCUCGCUGACGAAGUGGCCCAUGUCUACCAGAGCAACCUGCCCUUGAACCAGAAAUGCCCUCCUGCCCCACUGGAGUCACCGUCAGUUCCUGCUGAGGUUCCAGGGCGCUCCACACCUGCUGUGGCCCCCAGUGCCUCCAACAACAGCGACAGAGACGAGGAUCCAAGUUACCCCAUGCCUGUUCAAGACACCCAGUCACCAGAGUCCCUGGGGGAGAGCUCAAAGAAGGCCCCACAGACAUCCAGCUCUGGGGCUAUACUGAGCAGGCCCGGUGGCCCCGUGGAGCCCUCCUCUGACAUGGCAGCCCUCAGUCCUCUGACCUCCAGUGGGCCUUCGGAGCAGGACACAGAACUGGGCAGUACCCACACAGCAGGCGUGGUCUCUAGCCUCACAUUGCCCCGUGGGCCUGUGUCUCCGACUGUCUCCUUUCAAGCCCUGCCCCGUUCCACCCGCAGGGCAAGCGGCUUGCCUGGACCCCCAGUGUCACCUCUGUCUACUGGUACCUCCUCCUCCUCCACUGGCUUGCCUUCGGCACGGGCCGCUGGUGACCAGGCUGAGACUACCAUCUGCACCAGUGGGGCAGGGGUGCCCAACAACUCUGUGACAACCAGCACAGCGCCCUCCAAGUUGCCCCUCCACUCAGCAAGUACCAGCACAGUGCCUUCCAAAUUACCCACCAGCUCAAAGCCCUCUGGCAUAAUGCCCACUAAUGUGCUCACCAGUCUAGCACCAUCCAAAUUGCCCAUUAACUCAACGCGUGCUGGCACAGUGCCACCCAAGGUGCCUACUGGCUCGGUCCCUGACCACACGAUGCCCAUGAGCACGGUGCCCAGCAAGGCGCCUGCCAACCCAGUACCUACCGUCAGGAGCAGCAACAGACCCUCAAAGGACACUCCAGUGUCUCCGGCGUCCACAGGUGCCACCACUGGAGGCAGCUCGCCCGGUGCAGACAGCAGCGUUGAGAGCUUGGGCUCAGGGUCAGAGCUGAGCAAGCCAAACAUGCUGGUAUCCCGGAUGGACAGCCAGCCAUUUUCUGGCUGCUCCGCGGACCUUGCCAUCAGCUACAGUGACAACUUGAGCGUGGGCCCUGACAACAUUCCAGAGGAGAAUGAAUAUAGGUCAGCGGACAUCCUGAGGAUCCACGUGGAGGAGGCUGCCAGCAUCGACAACCUGGCUGGCAACCCCGGGACACACGCUGCCCAGCAGAUCCAGGUGGAGGAGGAGGAAGUGCUGUGCAGUGGGUGGGCCCACUCGGCUCCGUGGCUUGGGGCAGCUGCUGCUGGGGCACUCUUGGCCAUGCUCCUGGCCGUGCUGUACCGGCGGCGCCUACCCCAGUGAACUCCCUCAGCCCUC
Rhinolophus ferrumequinum (greater horseshoe bat) is the source of this 1933-nucleotide messenger RNA. RefSeq names its product mitochondrial antiviral signaling protein (gene MAVS). NCBI's taxonomy places the organism in Eukaryota, Metazoa, Chordata, Mammalia, Chiroptera, Rhinolophidae. Bases 332 to 1918 code for a protein of 528 amino acids. The transcript is spliced from 8 exons. The record is from RefSeq and is a predicted model, not a curated record.